Molecule: messenger RNA, 2062 nt
Organism: Cinclus cinclus
Lineage: Eukaryota; Metazoa; Chordata; Aves; Passeriformes; Cinclidae
Gene: HNF4A
Product: hepatocyte nuclear factor 4 alpha
Exons: 10
Coding region: 632-2062 (476 amino acids)
Biological process (GO): anatomical structure development; positive regulation of transcription by RNA polymerase II; cell differentiation
Molecular function (GO): RNA polymerase II cis-regulatory region sequence-specific DNA binding; nuclear receptor activity; zinc ion binding
Source: RefSeq, a predicted model, not a curated record
UUUUACAUAGCAACGUGUAAAUUUCCAGGCAGGAUCUGACCUUCCCCGACCCUGAGGGAGAGAAAAGGAGAAGGAGUGGAAGGGAUGGAAGGAGCAAGAGAAGGGGGAAACAAGGGUGUAGGCAACCAGUGGUGAGGAGAGGAAGGCAAUGACAGAAGUGGAGAAGAACGUUGUUCACUUGGAAGGUUUCUCCCAAGUUUCCACCCCAGGUAUAAGUAAGAGCAACACCAGCAGCUUGGUAUCAAGGUCAAUAGCCCUUGGUGAGAGCCUGCUCCUAUGGUGCUGCCUGCACCCAGGAGCCAGGACCAGAAACGCCUUGAGAUUCAAUAAUAAACAGAUAAACAGUCAACAAGAAUCACUGCUGCUCCACCAGAGGGAAAAAAAAAAAAAAAAAAGAAACAACAAACCUGCUUAGUAUUCAGCAAUGGGUGAGAUGAUUAAAGAUUAACCCCCUGCCUCCUGCCUCCACCCCUCUGGGAGUAUAGGCCUUGAGGCUCAGCAAAUCCUUUCAGAGAAAUAUCUGAAUUAAAAGACAACAGGUAGGGGACGCAGUGAAGGCAGAGGGAGGCAGGAGAGCCAAUAGCCUGGGACAAGGGAAUCGGUACAAUCUGGCCCGUGUUUGCCGAGGAUAAUGCGCCUUUCCAAAGCUCUCAUAGACAUGGAGAUGGCAGAUUACAGCGCAGCGCUAGACCCCGCAUACACCACCCUGGAGUUUGAGAACAUGCAGGUGCUGGCUAUGGGCAAUGACACGUCUCCAUCAGAAGCAGCCAACCUGAACACCUCCAGCAGCAUUGGGGUGAGCACGCUGUGUGCCAUCUGUGGGGACCGUGCCACGGGCAAGCACUACGGGGCCUCCAGCUGUGAUGGCUGCAAAGGUUUCUUCAGGAGGAGCGUCCGGAAGAACCACAUGUACUCCUGCAGGUUUAACAGGCAGUGUGUGGUAGACAAAGACAAAAGAAACCAGUGCCGGUACUGCAGGCUUAAGAAGUGCUUCCGAGCAGGAAUGAAGAAGGAAGCUGUACAAAAUGAACGGGACCGAAUCAGCACCCGCAGGUCAAGUUACGAGGACAGCAGCUUGCCCUCCAUCAAUGCCCUCCUGCAUGCAGAAGCCCUGGCACAGCAGAUAUCAUCCCCGGUUCCUGUGCUCAAUGGAGACAUCCGAGGGAAGAAGAUUGCCAAUAUUUCUGAUGUCUGUGAGUCCAUGAAGCAGCAGCUGCUGGUGCUGGUGGAGUGGGCCAAGUACAUUCCCCCCUUCUGUGAGCUGCCCCUGGAUGACCAGGUAGCACUGCUACGUGCACACGCAGGGGAGCAUCUGUUACUGGGAGCUGCCAAGAGGUCCAUGGUGUUCAAGGAUGUUUUGCUGCUAGGAAAUGAUCACAUCAUCCCAAGGAACUGCCCUGAGCUGGUGGAGGUGAACCGUGUGGCCGUCCGCAUCCUGGACGAGCUGGUCCUGCCCUUCCAGGAGCUGCAGAUAGAUGACAAUGAAUAUGCCUGCUUGAAAGCCAUCAUCUUCUUUGACCCAGAUGCCAAGGGGCUGAGUGACCCGUCCAAGAUCAAGCGGAUGCGGUACCAGGUGCAGGUGAGCCUGGAGGAUUACAUCAACGACCGGCAGUACGACUCGCGGGGCCGCUUCGGGGAGCUGCUGCUGCUGCUGCCCGUGCUGCAGAGCAUCACCUGGCAGAUGAUAGAGCAGAUCCAGUUUGUCAAGCUCUUCGGCAUGGCUAAGAUUGACAACCUGCUGCAGGAGAUGCUGCUGGGAGGUUCAUCAAGUGAAACGCCGCACGCCCACCACCCCCUGCACCCCCAUCUGAUCCAGGAGAACCUGGGAACAAACGUCAUUGUGGCCAACACAAUGCCUCCUCAGAUGCACAACGGGCAGAUGUGUGAGCUCUCUUUUGAUUUGGUUUCUCUCUCUUCAGCUACUCCAGAAACUCCACAGCCUUCUCCACCCGCAGGCUCAGGAUCAGAGCAGUACAAGCUGCUGCCUGGAGCCAUUGCAACCGUGGCAAAGCAGCCCACGUCCAUCCCACAGCCUGCCAUCACAAAACAGGAGGUCAUCUAG